Molecule: messenger RNA, 1686 nt
Organism: Spirometra erinaceieuropaei
Lineage: Eukaryota; Metazoa; Platyhelminthes; Cestoda; Diphyllobothriidea; Diphyllobothriidae
Source: the annotation of a GenBank genome assembly
AUGGACAUCGGUCUCCGGCGUCUCUUCCCUUGGGUCUUCGUCGUUGCUGACAUCCCCUGUGCAAUUCUCGGUGCAGAUUUCCUCGCCGCUUUCGAUCUUCUGGUCGACUGCCGUCAGUCACGUCUACACGACAUGACCAUCAACCUCACUGUCCGGGGUAUCUCUUCCUCCGACGCCUCCCGUCAUCUUGCCGUCUUGGACCCUGAACCUGAGAAUCCAUUUCGGCAACUCCUCGCCAAAUACCCCGGCCUCACUCCUCCCAACUUCAACGUUUCUAUUCCACCACAUGACGUUGUUCACCACAUUCGGACCACCGGCCCUCCCGUGUUUUCUCGCCUCCGCCGUCUCGCGCCUACACGUCUUGCUGCCACCAAGGCCGAAUUCGAGCACAUGCUUCAAAUGGGCAUCAUCCGUCAGUCUGACAGCCCAUGGGCCUCACCCCUCCACGUGGUUCCAAGGGCCGCCACUGGUGACUGGCUUCCCUGCGGUGAUUACAGGGCCCUGAACAACGUUACUGUCCCGGACCGCUACCCUGUCCCACAUCUUCAGGAUUUUUCCGGUGCCCUAUUCGGCAAAUUUGUAUUCUCGAAGAUCGAUCUGGUCCGUGCUUUCCACCAAAUUCCCAUAGCCCCAGAGGACGUUUCGAAGACGGCCGUUACCACCCCCCUUGGCCUCUUUGAGUUCCUGCGCAUGCCGUUUGGACUUCGCAACGCCUCCCAGACCUUCCAAAGAUUUGUAGAUAGAGUGCUUCGCGGCCGAUCAUUUGUCUACGCCUAUAUCGACGACCUUCUAGUAGCCAGCUCCACCAGCGAAGAACACAUGGAGCAUCUGGCAACGGUGUUUGACCGCCUUCAACAAUUUGGCGUUGUUCUCAACCCGUCCAAGUGCGUCUUCGGUGUGCCCUCCCUAGAAUUUCUCGGUCACCUGUUCGACUCCCACGGCAUUCGGCCUCUUCCCUCAAAGGUUGCCUCCAUUCGGGACUUUCCACCCCCUACCUCGAAGCGUCAGUUGCAACGGUUUCUUGGUAUGGUGAACUUUUAUCGCCAGUUUCUCCCGAGCUCUGCCGAUACCAUCCUACCUCUGACCAGUCUCCUCUCAGGUUCCAAGCGCACCUGUGAACUUACACCAGCAGCACUCACGUCAUUUGAGCAGGUAAAAGCCCUUCUGGCUGAUGCCACCCUCCUGACUCACUUUCAUGCUGAUGCACCCAUAUCUCUGAUGGUCGACGCCUCCAAUGUUGCUGUUGGCGCGGUUCUUCAACAAAGUCUGCCGGAUUCUACCGUGCCUUUGGCCUUCUUCUCCAAGAAACUAUCCAAAGCCGAAACCCGCUACAGCACAUUCGGACGUGAACUUCUCGCUGCUUAUCUUGCCGUAAGGCACUUCCGGCAUUUACUCGAAGGUCGAGAGUUCACAAUUUUCACAGAUCAUAAGUCGCUCACCUUUGCUAUGCAUUCCCACACUGACAAACUAAACCCCUGGGAAAUCCGCCAACUGGACUACAUCUCACAAUUUACCUCAGACAUCCGCCACAUCGACGGGUCACGCAAUGAGGUGGCUGACGCACUGUUCAGGCCCUCCAUCGCACAUCUCCAACUUUCUCCCGGGAUCGACCUAGCUGAGAUGGCCGCUGAACAGCGCCUUGUCGGUCCAUCCUGUGAUGAGCAUGUUUCCGGACUCCAUCUUUAG